AUGAAUAACCCUCAAUACAUUCAUCGGUAUUAUGAUGAUGGAAAUGCGUUGAAAUUUUUGAUCGAUCAUUUUGGAGCCGAUUCCAAUGAAGUCUUUGCAUUUCGGAAUUUGCGUCCAAGGGCUUUCAAGAGCGACUUUUUGAGAUGUGCCAUUCUUUGGAUUCAUGGUGGCUUUUAUGUGGAUUCCGACAUGUUGCUGUUGUCGCCAUUUGAAAAAUGGAUACAAAAGAAUGCAACCUUUGUUAUUCCCGUGGAGAUGGACAAGCCUUUUGGUUUCAGUAAUGGUCUUAUUGGAAGCAUUCCUCGACAUCCAAUGCUUCGAACUGCCAUGGACAUGAUCAUUUACAACGUAAGGAACAAGUAUUACCCAGACGUGCCGCGACAGCUUGAACAGAAAAAUUCUUUCCUUUCUGUUCUUGCAGUUUCAGGACCAGUUCUCAUGGGAAAGGUAUAUAAUCGAUAUCUAGGAGAAGCUGAUGAGGUUCCUCAUAAUCUCAAUCUGGCUCCAACAAAGGGAAUUCAAGUACUUGGAUUUUGUAAAAUACCUCCCAAAGAUGAAGACGAAUGGUACACAACUGUUCCCUUUCCUGAGAAAUCUUCUGUGUGUAAGGGAGAAAGGUUAUUCAAACAAGAUAUCCAGGGUUUAGAUCAGAACAAGAAAGUACUGGAGAACCACAUUACUCUACUUUGUACGAUCAAAAGAAGGUGUUUUUAUCAUAAAUUAUUGAUGACAGAACACAAAGCACCUUUGCUGUGA
Messenger RNA from Naegleria lovaniensis, 756 nucleotides. RefSeq lists its product as uncharacterized. The transcript has a single exon. Lineage: Eukaryota; Heterolobosea; Eutetramitea; Acrasida; Naegleriidae. Gene Ontology annotation, molecular function: mannosyltransferase activity. The record is from RefSeq and is a predicted model, not a curated record. The coding region runs from base 1 to 756 and encodes 251 amino acids. Gene Ontology annotation, biological process: mannosyl-inositol phosphorylceramide biosynthetic process.